Funneliformis mosseae is the source of this 123-nucleotide messenger RNA. NCBI's taxonomy places the organism in Eukaryota, Fungi, Glomeromycota, Glomeromycetes, Glomerales, Glomeraceae. The record is from the annotation of a GenBank genome assembly.
AUGUUCUUAAGAGCAAAAGAAGCUAAUGAAUGGCUAGACAAUAGAAGAAUAGCAAUUGCAAUAGAAAUAUUAAGGGAAGAAGCAGCUGACUGGUACAAUCUAGAUUUAGAGAAAGAUUCUUAG